AUGGUCCAGGGCGGCUCCAUGAAGAAGGGCUCGUCGAGCAAGGGCGGCUCCUCCAGCCAAAAGCUAUCCGACAAGAAGAUGCGCAAGAUGGAGGCGCGCGUGCUCGAGGAGAAGCUCGUCACGCUCCGGGCCGCGGUCUUCGAGCCGGAUGGCAAGGACCGCAACGUCUGCGCGCCCUUAGCGCCGUUCAUGAAGUACGACCGCAACGGUUUGGAUUGCACGAUUGAUUUCUACUCGAAACUCCCGGCGGACGCGAAGCUCUGGGCCUUUGAGCUCGUGAAGACCAACAUGGAGGAGCUGUACGACGAGGCGGGCUACGGCUGGGACGACCAGGACAAGUUAUCUGAGCUCAGCGAGGACGGGACUAGAUUCUUAGUAGCUCGCAAUAAGUCGGGAGAGCGCAUUGCGUUCGCCCAUUUUCGAUUCACGGUCCAGGGCGACGUCGUGGAUCAGAUGCGGGGCGACACGGUGCUCAUGGUCCACGACCUCCAUGUGGUUGAUGAAUGCCAAAGAAAAGGUUUAGGUCGUCAUUUAAUGACUCUGAUGGAGAUGGUGGCCCGCAAGACGAACAUGUCGCGCGUGUCGACCAUGUGCAUGAUGGGCGACGAGAAUACGAGAGCGUUCUUAUCAAAGCUCAAGAAGGGCGCCUUCGCGCCCGACGAGUCCAUGGUUGAGGUUUGUGGCUUCGACCCGGACCUCGAAGGUUUUGAAGUUAUCUCUCUGGCGCUCGCGAUGCCGCCGAAGCCUCCCGUGGAAGAGGAAGAAGAAGUCGACGAGGAGAAAGAGUUAGAACAGGCCAAGCAGCUCGUGCUGGAGAAAGUAACUCAAGCCUUCGCCCAGAAGCACGGCCGCGACCCGACCCAACAGGAGCAGGCGGCCAUCGCGGCCGCCGCCGAGGCCAAAUUGCAAGGCUUCACGACGGGCUCGCAGACGGGCAAGGAGCGCCGCGCGGCCAACCGCGAGGCGCGCGAGAAGGCCUCCGCGGCCUUCGAGAAGGCCGAGGGCCGCAAGCCGACGCCGGCCGAGCUCGACGAGGUCCUGGCCGUCGUCGCGCCCGAGGCGAUCCAGACGCCGGCGAAGGCACCUCCUUCGGAAGUGGAGUCGCCGACGUGCGUGGCCGACGUGCCCGUGUAG
Molecule: messenger RNA, 1134 nt
Organism: Pelagomonas calceolata
Lineage: Eukaryota; Pelagophyceae; Pelagomonadales; Pelagomonadaceae
Source: the annotation of a GenBank genome assembly